Molecule: messenger RNA, 4804 nt
Organism: Hypoxylon fragiforme
Lineage: Eukaryota; Fungi; Ascomycota; Sordariomycetes; Xylariales; Hypoxylaceae
Exons: 1
Coding region: 252-4265 (1337 amino acids)
Biological process (GO): positive regulation of TOR signaling
Molecular function (GO): protein binding
Source: RefSeq, a predicted model, not a curated record
CUCAUCACCGAGCGCGUGGUGCGACAUGACUGGACUAUCUUCUCAGCAAACUACAAACUACUACUACUACUACUACUACAAGCUUCCAAGAUUAUUCUAACAACUAAUACAAAAUAACAAAAUAACACCUCAUUUAGCGAAACACUCAAAUCAUAUAUGGGCUGAUUCGAUUCGCCGUCGUCUUCUCUUUACGAGAAUCAUGACGCUACUGAAUUCUGUAGUUACAGUGGCUAAGCCGCGCCAUCGACGAUAUGUAUAACCAACGCAGGAUCGUGCGGAGGCUGCUUGGCCGACAGCUUACCGAUACUCCUACCGAUGGGAAUAUAGCUGUCACUAGCUCACCCGUUCCUCAAUCUUAUCGACCUAAUGCCUCUCAAAAUGCCACAUACCCCUCCGCUGUACCAAUAGCCUGUCUCGAUCGGUCCCCGGAUGGUCAUGCCGCCGUGCUCGGUGGCCGCCAUGUUCUCAAGACAAUUUAUUUUGAUGGCCUGAGCAUUAAAGAAGGUGUCGAUGUGCGCUCUGUCAUUACUGCUCAGUUCGCAAACAAGAGCAACGCUGCCAGUUCCGUGUCCGAUCAAUUGUCCAUCAAAGACGUCAAGUUAGCCCCCAACCAUGGCAACGACCUUACUGUCUUUACCGCUUGCGCCAACGGAAAGAUCUUUAUGUACGACAUCGGUCGCUUGGGUAUGGGAUCUGGGCUUGAGUUCAUCCAAACCAAAGAGGAUUCGCGCCAGAUCAAUACACUAGACUUCAACCCUCAUAAUGGAACAUGGUUAUUAUCCGGAGGGCAGGAUGGCACGGUGCGCUGCUUCGACGUGAAAACGCCCAUACCUGGACGAAGUGGUCCGACUUUUCGUAAUUGGCAGGCUUUCCGUUGCAACGCCGAUGGAGUUAGCGAUGUAAAAUGGUCGCCUAAAGACGGUAUGACUUUUGCCUGUGCGACAGAUUCCGGCGUCGUUUUGAAAUGGGACAUCCGGAAAUAUUCCGCGCCUCUCCUCAAGAUUAACGCCCACGAUACGCAGAAAGGCGCCUCCUCUAUAUCAUGGCACGCCGAUGGUGAACAUUUGAUCAGUGCUGGGUUGGACAGUAAAUGCUACGUUUGGGAUUUGUCGGAUAAUGCCGAAAAGAGACAGAAGCCAAAGUGGACUAUAAGUUGUCCGGCGCCCGUCACAUCCGUGGUCUGGCGGCCUGGUCUUUGGUCUGCUACUGCCCGAGGGCGACGUGCAGCUCAGGUCGCUGUAUCCUAUGAUGAAGGGGGGCAUGUUAAGAAAUACGGCAUUAGCUCCGUGCACAUCUGGGAUUUGGCACGUCCGACCAUGCCGUAUAAGGAGAUAGAUAUAUUCGAUAACUCGCCUAGUGCUCUGCUUUGGCACGACCAGGACCUUCUGUGGACUGCCGGCCCUGAUGGGUUUUCCCAGUGCGAUGUUGCGUUUGCCCCCAAAGUUAUGGACCGCCAAUCACUUUCAAGUCUUGAUUUCUCCGCUCGGGGAGAAGUGCUCAUGUUUCUCGAGGAGAGGAUACGAUUACCCCGACCACGCCCUACAACAAUGGCGCAUCAAGGCAUGCCAACUUCUUCUUACAGUUCUAGUCCUACUGGCCAGAUGCUCAGUAUUAGUCGCAGUGACUCCGAAGAGGACGUUAUAGGCAGUUUUCUCGGCACAAGACGGCGCGUAACUGAGAAACGCCGAGCGGGCAAUCGCACUUCUCAACCCAUCAGCAUGACACCCCGUUCCAGUUCGGGCAUUGAGGAUCAAGUCAUUUCUUUGGACCAAGCAAUGAAAUUGACCGACCCUUUUAGGCCACAACAAGUCAUGGCCAUCGGCCAGAUUCCUGGUGCCCCAAACAUACAAAUUUAUGGUUAUCUAUCAGCGCAAUAUCUGGACAUCCUCGAACAGGAUUUACCACGUACGAAAGGGGGGAAACCGUUGAAUGAGAGAGUUGUUGGCAUUAUGGAACGAUAUGCGCGAGCUUCUGAAAGCGUCAGCCAACACCGCCUAGCACAGACGUGGCGUAUAUUAGCUUAUGCCAUUGACCUACUAUUAUCACGGAGGUCUUUAUACCACCUAGAACACCGUCUAUUUCGCCGUGAGAGGCCUCCCGCCAGCCCCGAUCAUGGUCCAUUUGAUUUUGGGUUGAUGAUCCCGAAGACAAAUAUGUCACCAAAGUUAAAAGUAGGUGGGGAUGAUACACCAAGAAAGCCGUCGUCCGCGGCAUCUCUAGACAACCGUCAUCCUCUAGGGAGGUCAUUCCUUGCAGAGGAUCUCGAUAGCGAGUCGAAUGUCCCUACCCCAUUAGCUCGGCCGGUCAAGGAAGAUGCUAGCAAUAACUAUAGACAUGCUGAUGGAAAUAAGUUAACUACGGUUCACGAAAUGGAAAGCUUUACUUUGCCACCCACCAUCCUCCCAGAGAGCUUCGGUCAGCGCAAACGGCUCGAUUCAACAUCUCUCUCAACAUUGAGUCCGGAUAGUCAAAGGUCGAACACGGAGGGGUACGACUUCUACGACUUGAAUGCCAUCGAGAAUAUCCCUGCUGGAGCGAUUGACGUUCCGAUGAAGAAGGGCUCCCUGACUCUUGGUAGCGAAGAACCAGGGAGUCUAACCGGGGGGCGCAAACCAAUGCCUAGGACUGACUCCGACGAGAGCUAUGCUCCAAUAUUUUCUCUAUCUGUCACAAGUAGGCAAGCAUCGGUCCUCACCGGUUCAUCCGGCACGACCAUUGAUCAAACACCCCGAAAGUCUAAGCAGAAUAACCAAAGCCCAGACGAAACAGAAGAAGAAUACGGAAGCAGAAUUAGAGGUAAACAAAUUGGAGAGUCACCCGAUGAUAUAAGAUAUUCCUUUCGGCAGGGGUUGGAACGACAAGAUUCCGAUACCUUAACAGACUACAAGAUCUCUCAAACUACCAGUGAUACUCUUGAUAGCGCUCAGUCACGAGACCUGGAUAAGCACCAUUCUAUAGAGUAUUCAGUCCCAAAGCUAAUGUUACCAAUAUCUUCCCCUACAGCCCAACCUGAAGACCACCAAUCACCUCAUAUUACGGAGACCGAUUUUCUUCCUUGGCUAGACGAUCCUCCAUACCCACAUCCCAUAGCCAUUGAAUAUAAGGCAAAGGUGCCUAUUCCGCCAUUCAAUCCGUACGAUGUAUUAUCGCGAGCUCUGGAUUUUGAGUCCAAACGUUCUGCGUUAAAUGCGUCUGCCAUCGUUCUUCUCCUCAAACCUCUUGUCCCCGACGAUGUGAUUGACCCCUAUCAAGCAGCGGCGAUUGUCAGGAAACACCAUAGCCGACUUAUGGGCAUGAAGUUAUUUGUUGAAGCUGCUUUGCUGCGUAACAUCUGUGUUCGCGGCUGGCCCAACGGUCUGGAGGCCUGGGGCGACAAUUAUACUUCUGUUUUUGCCCCAGCGCAACAGCGAGUUUCAGCAGCAUUUGCCUGUUCUCAGUGUCACAAGCCUCGAGAAAUCGACCGUUCGAAUCCGGAUGGUCCUGGGGUAUGGAAGUGCGAGCGCUGCCGCGCUGUAAUGGCACCAUGUGCCGUUUGUGGACACCGGGACGCUACGGCCGAUCCACUUCCGCCAGCGUCGGUGUCGGAAGGUUUGGCAACGCCUACAUCCAACCUAUCGAAGGAGCCGAUACUUUCCACUUGGUGGUACUGUCCUGGUUGCUCUCAUGGCGGGCACGCGAACUGCUUGCAAGAUUGGCACGCCCCCGUUGGGCCAAAGGAAACCUACUCGUCUGCAUCAGUUCAUCCCAUGGACGGCCCCUUCCCAGAGACAAACAGCGACGGGUGCUGCCCCUUCGACGGCUGCGGACACGCAUGCCUCCCCGGGAGAUGGCGCAACGAGAGCACUACCUCCCGCACAGAAGAGCUAAACCGCGUAGUACGCGAACAAACCCGCAGCUCCAUCGGCAGCGUCAUCGGGUACAAGAAGAACAGCGCCAACGACCGGAGAGGUUCCGGCCAUCAUGCCAGAGACUCCCUAGCCGCAGCACAAGCCACCACCAUCCGCGGCGACGCCAUCGAAGUCCCGCAAAGUAGAGCCGUCGAAAGCGUCAGGGAAGCUCUCUCCGCGGCUGAUAUCGGCGGCGGUGCCGCUAGCGCUGGCAGUGGCAGCGGAGCGGGCCAUAGCACGACCGCAGGAGGAGGGGGGGGACUUCUCGGGAUCCUGAGCUCGAGUCCCGGACGCGCGACUAUUGGGGCCGGAAGCAGUGCCCCGGAGCGCAGGAAGAGCGUUAAAUUUGCUGGGGCGGGGCCGGGGGAUAGGCGAUAGGUGGUGAUGUAGUGUAUAUCUACCUAACCUAGGUGCUGAGGUACAUAUGCUUGUACAAACCUGUAUAUUGAAAACGAGGAUGUUACACGGCGUUUUGCUGGUUGUGUUGUUGAGUGUCUUUUCUGAGUUGAGGGGUGGUGUCAGCGCUCUGGUUACUACAUACCUAGGUACAUACAUAACUUACUUGCAUGCCCAGAGAAGCGAGUGCAGCGGGUUCGAGCCCGUGUGGCUGAUGUUUGCGUUGUAUUGGAUUGGAUUGGGUUGGUAUAGUUGGGGUGUAUGAAUAGGGGGGUACGAUGGAGCGAGAUAGGGGUAGGGUAGGUAGUGAGUGAGUGUAUUAUAUGUCAUACCUACAUAGUAUACCGAGACCUUCUCAACAAAGGGGGGGUUAAUAAUUCGAAAUUUUUAAUAGGUAAGAUUAGGUAUCGUCGAUUCAAUGUUUGGAGGAGGGCUGCUUAUUUGUGGGCGUGUCUAGGUACGGUGUGGUAUGGUACUCUAGGUAUGUAAGUAGGUAGGCUAAUUGAAUCAAGAUCGUGGUG